AUGUUAGUCAUGCCGCGAAUAUGGCGCUGCUUUAACGCUUCUAGGAUAUCUGGGCUGAUGCUUCGCAUUUGCUUUCAAUAUGGCGCGGCUUUUGGAGUUAUAACCUUUCGAAUCGAAAGAAAGGAUUCGCGCCUGGUGGCCAGAAGUCGACGGGGAUUUCGGUGGAUCUGUGUGGGAUUUCGACUUCUGGCCUGUUGUUUUUACGUCUAUAGCUAUGACUCAUGGGCUGGCCAAUUCGCCGAUUGGUAUCUUCGAGCUUUCUACAUUCUUCGAUUGUUGGGAUGUGUGAUCUGCAGUGCCAUUAUCCUAGUGCUGCAGUUAUGGUUUGGCAAUGAGCUACUUCUCUUGAUCAACCGAUUUCUAGAGCUCUUUCGGCGUCUAAGUGUUUUAACAAAUUCUCAAAAAAAUGGUUUCGGUGGCAGUCAUGAGUUGGCUUUGAUGUCCUUCAAAGUGAUCUCCCUACUUUUUGUAUUCUUUGCCUUCCGUUUAAUGUUGUCACCCUGGAUACUGCUCACUAUGCUGUGCGAUUUCUACACCUCCGUUAGCACUGGAAUGAUUAUGCAUCUGUGUUUUAUUGGCUACCUCAGCAUUGGAAUCCUUUACAAGGACCUAAACAACUAUGUGGACUGUCAAUUGAAAGCUCAACUUACUUCUCUGGAAGAAGACGAUUCUCAGCCAACACUAAAAGCCAUAUCGAAUUUGGAUAAGUGCUUGUAUCUUUAUGAGGAGAUCCACCAGGUGUCUCGGAAAUUCCAGCGGCUUUUCGAUCUGCCACUUUUUCUCACCUUGGCCCAAAGCCUAUCUGCCAUGGCCAUGAUUUCUUACCAUGCCAUUCUGCGGCAGCAGUACAUUUUCAAUUUCUGGGGUUUGGUUAUCAAACUGCUCAUGGAUGUGGUGCUGCUCACAAUGUCUGUUCAUUCAGCUGUUAGUGGUUCCCGAUUGGUGAAACGACUGAGUCUGGAGAACUACUAUGUGACUGAGAGCAAGAAUCACCAUCGAAAGUUGGAGCUCUUCCUGGGCCGCCUCCACCGCCAGGAACUGCGGGUGUGUCCUUUGGACCUCUUCGAGGUCUCCAACGAGCUGACCCUGUUCUUUCUCUCGGCAAUGGUCACCUAUCUGACCUUUCUGGUACAGUACGGCUUGCAGUCGCAGCAAAUUUGAUUCAGCGUCACGCAUUACUUGCGGCAUUACACCCUCCUCCCAAAUGCGAACACCUGUAUUAACUGCCCACCUGUCCUGCGGUUGCACGCAAAUAAAACAAUGAAUAAAGAACGGAAUUUAUGGAAAAAAAAAAAAAACCCAAGCAAGCUCAAAUCGGCAGUUGCAGGACC
Molecule: messenger RNA, 1331 nt
Organism: Drosophila gunungcola (fruit fly)
Lineage: Eukaryota; Metazoa; Arthropoda; Insecta; Diptera; Drosophilidae
Gene: Gr93b
Product: putative gustatory receptor 93b
Exons: 2
Coding region: 1-1161 (386 amino acids)
Biological process (GO): sensory perception of taste
Cellular component (GO): membrane
Source: RefSeq, a predicted model, not a curated record